UUAAUUCUUGACCUGCUGGCGACGCCGAAAUCAAUCACGCCACAUCGCGGGCGGGCAUGACACGUCUGGGCUAUGAUGCUCUCACACAACGCCACUGUUUGUCCUGUCGAUCCCCGCUCACCACCUCGUGGUCCACGCACAUGGCCCCGCCGGAUGACGGGAACGGCUCGCCCUCAGCGCGGGAAGGAGAGAGCAGCCUCAAGACUCUCAAGUACCAUCUCCUGGGUCCGUCGUUGACAAAGGCGGGCCAAGAAAAAGUUGAUCAAGGCAAGGUAUCCGAGGUUAUUUACAACGCGUCCAAAGGGUCCAAGUUUUUUCGCCGAGAAGAAGAGCGAGACAAGGUUCUCACAAAAAAAAUUGAGCAAAUCCUCCAGCGCAAACGCGAACUGGAUAACCGGGAACUUACCCACGAGCUACGUCUUGCCGACCGGCUGAUCGCAGAGCUCGAGGUUGCGCGGGACCUCACCCAGCACGUCAUUCACAUUGACUGCGACGCCUUUUACGCUGCUGUGGAGCAGCUUGAACGCCCAGAACUGAAGGAUUUGCCGUUUGCAGUCGGCGGUGGAGUCCUGACGACCUGCAAUUAUGUUGCUCGGCAGUAUGGCUGCCGCUCCGGCAUGGCUGGCUUUGUAGCCAAGAAGCUGUGCCCCGAGCUCAUAUUGAUCAAGCCAAACUUUCAAAAGUACACAGCAAAAGCCCACGAAAUCAGAGAGAUUUUGGCGGAGUAUGAUCCACGAUUCGAAAGUGCGAGUGUCGAUGAGGCCUAUCUCAACAUUACGGAGUAUUGUAUCGAGCACAGCGUCGAGCCUGCGGAAGCAGUGGAGCAGAUGCGACGGGAGAUACACCAAAAGACCAGCAUCACCGUCUCCGCGGGCAUAGCCGCCAAUACGAAGCUUGCCAAGAUCUGCUCCAACAUGAAUAAGCCCAACGGACAGUAUGUGCUGCCCAACGACAGAAACGCCAUCAUGGGAUUUAUGCGCGACUUGCCGACAAGAAAAGUCAACGGCAUUGGGAGAGUCUUGGAGCGUGAGCUGCUAGAGGUAGGCAUCAACACGUGCGGCGACCUCUACGGGCAGAGACAGUAUUUGAACCCACUUUUUGGGGAGAAGACGUUUGAAUUCCUCCUCACCUGCUAUCUCGGAUUGGGUCGCACCAAGAUCCAACCCGCCGAAGAUUACGAGCGGAAGAGUAUCGGCACCGAGGGCACUUUUGGCGAGGUGUCUGACCCACACAGACUUCGAGAAAAGCUGCGAAGUAUAGCGCAAGAGCUUGAGGAGGACAUGAGCCGAGCCGGGUGCAAGGGGCGCACCCUUUGUCUCAAGGUCAAACUCCACACAUUCGAGGUUUUCACUCGUCAGGUCGUCACGCCGAAAGCCAUUUGCCUUGCCGAUGACCUCUACAGGUUCUCGCUGCCCAUGCUCGCGAAACUCGAGCAGGAAAUGCCGGGUAUGAAACUCCGGCUGAUGGGCUUGCGUUGCACACACUUGGUCAAGACCAAAAAACCUGAUACGAUGGCCUUCUUUGGCUUCAGGCAGCGGCGAACUGGGCUGGACGGAUCCAGUGACCCGACAGACCUGAAACGGAAGGGUGUGGAGGCAUCAGAAGAGCAGGAUUCCUGGGGGUAUCUUGAAGAAGACAUGGGGGCUGGCGAGGCGCCCGAUGACCCCAUUGUCAUGGCACCGGAUGGUGCGGCAGAGUACGAUACUUUGACAUCAUUUGCUAAGCACGGCAAAGAAAUUAUUCCCAACCCGAAGAAGCCGAAGCCAGACAUGGGAGACGAGUGGUGGGAUUGUCCAAUUUGUGCUCGCCCACAGGUGGCGGACGAGCGACAGUUCAACGAGCACAUAGACUUGUGUCUCUCCCGUCAGACAAUCCGGGAUGCCGUCCAGCAAGACGGCUCAGAGCGGCCGCGCUCAAACACUCCUGAGGCGAAGAGACCCAGACUUGCUGAGAAGAAUAGGGGUAAAUCGUCAGCUAUGGAUUCGAAGCAGAUGAAGCUUUUCUUUGGCUGAGUCUCCUCUGGUUCAUGCAUCAAAAUACGCACAUCACGAAGUGGUCGCUGGCUGGAAACUCUGACGGCAAUCGGCUCGUCGACAGAAGCUCGCUGUGACGACCAAUCCUCUGACAAGACCGACACUGCCAUCCCUCCCUCAGAAGCCAAACAUAUUAUCAUCCUCCACAUACCCCCAAUCUAGUUUGAAAAUGGUCAGCAGAUCUGCGGCAUCCAACCGGUUGCUGUAAACGUCGACUGACCUUUGAGGGCCGGUAGGGCGGCCUUUUGGAUCAUGGCCGGCGGCCCGCACAAGAAUGUAACUGAGUCUUUGGCUGGUGGGAACAGGUUGGCGGUGAUGAUGUCCUUGUUGACAUAACCCUUCAACCCUUUCCAGUCAUCCUCUGGUUUGCUCAGGACGUGAGUAACAAGAAGUUGUCCGUUGGAUUCGUCUUCGAAGUGCUUGAGCGAGCUUCGCAGGAGAAUGUCGGCCUGGCUCUUGUUCGCGUCGAUGGCCCUGAUCAUGGUCUUGUCGUUGCCGCCGAGCAGGAUACGUGCGAUUAGCGAAUACCCUGGGGUCAAACCAGACCCGCCGAGAACGAGGGAAACGCGAUUGAAGUGACGCGUCAUGCCUUCAAUCACAAAAUCGCCGUUCCCAAUGUACACUAUCUCCCCCGUUGGUCCGCGGAUUUCGACCUCCUCCCCUAUGGGCAUGCAAUCCAGAAGAUUGGACAUGGCCCCGCCCGGUUGGGUUUCGUCUGGAAAGUACGUCUUGAUUGUCAAGUCAAAUGUCCCGUCGUCGUCCUCGACCGCUUGGAGGUUCUUCUUGUGGCCCAGACGAUUACCGUUGAUCUUGGCUUCCGAAGGUGGCGGAAGAACUGGCCGGGUGGGUGUGUAGCUUCGCACCAGCAUUCUGUCUUUGAGGUGGAACCCAACCUGGACAUGUUGGCACGUUCCCAAGCCGAGUACCGGCUUGUUCCCCGGAAGCUCAAAGGUGUAGGUCCUCGUAUCCUCGGAGACUUUGGUUUUCUUGAUGAGCUUGACGGGAACCCAUCGAUGUUUCUGGAGCGUGACCUGCUCUGAACUGGACGCCGAGUCGGCGAUUUCCUUGGCUGCGGCUUCUGCGUUUGCCUUGAUGAAGUUGGCAGCCUUCUUGGUGACGACACCCAAGAUGCAGUCUGCAACGGUGUCAGCGGGGGUAGUCGGGCACCAGCAUUACUCUGCAGCCACGCAACAUACCCUUCAAUUUUUGGUACGCAAAGUCAUCAUGGAUGCUGGCAAACUCAUCGCUCGUCUCCUGGUGCACCUUCCCAGCAUGGCCCAGAAUGGCAGCGGCCCCGCCAGGAUGCCAGUCCAGCACGCUCGUGGCGUCGUAUACUUUUCCGUCCACAACAAUCCAGCAGUCGUCUUGCUUGUCGUGUUUCUCAAUCUCCUUGCGAGUGAACUCUUUCUGCGGCGCUCCGGCUUCCUGCUUGGCGUCCGCGAUGCGGUUCUCAACGCUGGGUUUCAUCCAUCCGCCGUUGCCGGGUCCGGGCUCAGUGGGAUGCCUAAAGAGGAUUGAUGGCGUCUCUGAAUCUUCUGGUUCCACGAUUUCUGGCUGGACGACGUACCAGCAGUUGUUCAUCAUGCCCAUUAUGUUCCAGUUAUAGUCUCUAGGUU
Messenger RNA from Purpureocillium takamizusanense, 3649 nucleotides. Its product is annotated as DNA-directed DNA polymerase. NCBI's taxonomy places the organism in Eukaryota, Fungi, Ascomycota, Sordariomycetes, Hypocreales, Ophiocordycipitaceae. Gene Ontology annotation, biological process: error-prone translesion synthesis. Gene Ontology annotation, cellular component: nucleus. Gene Ontology annotation, molecular function: damaged DNA binding; DNA-directed DNA polymerase activity. The transcript has 2 exons. The record is from RefSeq and is a predicted model, not a curated record. Bases 57 to 2012 code for a protein of 651 amino acids.